AUGCUCAAUGGUCAAGAUAAACGAUUGGAUUGCAUCAAACAGCGCAAGAUUGUAAAGUGUCUGAUGAUGCAGGCGGAACAGCAGGGACUGCAGGUUGGGGACACGCGUUUCGUGCUUUCCGCCAAGUGGUGGGAGCAUUGGUGCAAAUUUGUAGGAUUCGAUGAGAAACAAGAACCGCUCGCGGAUGGAUUGAGAUAUCUUCCACCUGGUCGUAUUGAUAAUUUUCCGCUGCUAAAUGUGGGUCCGGAUACACCCCUCGACGAGUUAAUGGGAGGACCACUGCGGCCACAAUUGAAAGAGAAUUAUCACUAUGUGCUCAUCCCACAAGAAGUAUGGGACGCACUGAUGGUCUGGUAUGAUGGCGGACCGACCAUAGCUCGAUUUGUCGUACAGGUGGGAGAUCAAAAGUUUGGUAAUGCUUUCAACCGCGUACAGGUCUAUCCGGAGCAGACGGAAGAAGAACCAGAGGCUACUGCGAAUGGUAUGAAAGACAUCUUGAUACAGAAGAAGAGCAACGCUUCGACGACUACACCAAAUGGUAUGGCGGAUGAAUCUGCGACAGAAACCGAAAUAUCGUUACAGUGGAAACCUAGCGUGGUGUCAAGUUUGAUUCCAAAACUUUGCGGAGCUUGUCGAAAAUCAAUGAGAUCGCUAAAACGCUGCGGCAGCUGCCAACUUGUCUGGUACUGUGGCCCGAGCUGUCAAAUGUCUCAUUGGAAAUAUCACAAGGUUGUGUGUCGUUCCAAGCUGUCGGCUGAAGAGAAAGAAGAUGAAACGUUACAAAGAUUGCAAACAGAGCGGCGAGGUAAGACGGGUCUUCGCAACCUUGGCAACACGUGCUUUAUGAACUCAGCACUACAGUGUUUGAGCCAUGUGGAGUUGUUGACGCGUUACUUCUUAAGCAAUGAGUACAAAAAGGAUUUAAAUCGCGACAACCCAUUAGGAACGGGUGGUAACUUGGCUGAGGAAUACGAUGCCUUGCUGAAGGAGAUUCACUUCGGUACAGCGCCCAGCACAUCACCCGCCAACUUCAAGCGAGCGAUUAGUCGGUUUGCCCCGCAGUUUUCUGGAUUCCAGCAGCACGACGCCCAAGAAUUGCUUGCAUACAUUAUCGAUGGCUUGCAUGAAGAUUUAAAUCGCAUCAAACAUAAGCCCUACAUUGAGGCGAAGGAGUCUGAUGGCUCGCAGGACGAUGCUACUGUGGCGAAAGAAGCAUGGGAGUUCCACUUGCUACGCAACGACAGUAUUUUUGUGGACCAUGUUCAGGGCCAGUUCAAGUCUACGGUUGUGUGCCCAAUUUGCAACAAAGUUUCGAUUACUUUUGAUCCGUUCAAUUGCAUUCAGUUGGAGCUACCUCAGCAGCUAAAUCUCCAGAUAGAAGUCAUCUUCAUUUCAAGCGAGCCAGGCAAGUCCAUGACUCGUUACCUUGUAGAAGUACCCAAGAAAGGGACCGUCCUCGUAUUGAAACGCGCGUUGAGCAAGCUAUGCAGAGUGACCCCUAGUAAUCUGAUGGCAGCUGAUAUCUAUCACUCCAUGACCUACCGGAUUAUUGGAGAUACUGAGCGGUUGAAUCGACUACGAGAAGAUGACCGUAUUCUUAUGUACCAAAUCGAUAACAUCUCAACUGAGGAGCCUGUGUUACACGGCUUUCUAUAUCACCAAAUCGGGUCCGCUUUGACGGGCGACCCGUUGCUCUUUACCUAUACUGCUUCAACUACAUGUGCUGAGAUAAUGGAAAAGUGGAGUGAGAUGCUGAGCACGCAUGUCGUACAAAAGUCGAGCGCCAAGAUUCCGAGCAACAUGUUGUCUCAAUGCGUCUAUUUAACUGACCGCUAUGGUGUUUUUUUGCGCAAUGAACCAGUUCCUCAAGCUGCCGACGCAAAGUUUUUGGAUUUUGCUACGUUGCACAGUGAAAACUCGCCAGAUACACUGGUGUUUGUCACGGUUGCCUGGUCAUCAUUACUUCUGUCCUCGCCAGCAUCUCCUCGUCCUGAUAUUGAGCAAAUUGUCAACCACGAAAGUAUGCACGCAAAGGCUAGUGGGUCUCAAGCACACGAGGGUAUUUCAUUGGAUGACUGCUUUCGGAAUUUUGUAAAGGCUGAGACGCUUGACCGUGCAAAUUUGUGGUACUGCAGUCAGUGCAAAGAGCAUCGACAAGCGCGCAAGACUAUGGAGAUGUGGCGGUUACCGGAUGUACUAGUCUUGUCACUCAAACGGUUUGAGUACCGCAAUGAGAUUUUACGCGACAAACUGAACGUUUUUGUCGACUUUCCUCUCAAAGACCUUGACAUGUCACCGUACAGUCUUGAGCAGAAGAAUGACAAGGAGUAUUUCUACUAUGAUCUCUUUGCUGUAAGCAAUCAUUACGGAAGCAUGGGCUUUGGUCAUUACACCGCUUUUGCGAAGAGCUGGAAAGACGGUGAUGGUGAGCUGUAUCCAGGAUGGUAUUCAUUCGAUGACAGUGUCGUGACACCAGUCAUGCCCAAUCAAGUCAAGUCCAAUGCAGCCUACAUUUUAUUUUACAAGCGCAAGAACCUUCAGACCGAGCCAAUACGUGAAGCAAAAGAAGAAAGUUAG
Peronospora belbahrii is the source of this 2577-nucleotide messenger RNA. Lineage: Eukaryota; Oomycota; Peronosporomycetes; Peronosporales; Peronosporaceae. The record is from the annotation of a GenBank genome assembly.